Messenger RNA from Mobula hypostoma (lesser devil ray), 1222 nucleotides. RefSeq lists its product as uncharacterized. The coding region runs from base 1 to 900 and encodes 299 amino acids. The record is from RefSeq and is a predicted model, not a curated record. Lineage: Eukaryota; Metazoa; Chordata; Chondrichthyes; Myliobatiformes; Myliobatidae. The transcript has 6 exons.
AUGUACGAUUCUGUUACAGAAAAAGACAGACCGUACAUAGAUGCUGUGGAUGCAGAAUUCACAUGUGAAGGAAACCUGGAACCACUAACUCCUGAGAAGAUUUCUGUGACUGAGCUGGCUGUUUAUCGGUUUGGGAUCUACAUAGUGCAGCGUGUGAAGAGAGUGAUAAAUGUCCCAGAGAUAAACCUGCUUCUUGCCUCCAGUUUGCCGCAGAAUAAUUACACACACAAUGCCUUCCGUAAUUCCUUUUUCUACCAGCAUUCUCAGAAUACACUGUUUAUUCGACGACAGCGAUUGGCAUCUGUGGGUGACUUCUCCCUCCUCCUCGUGCACUGCUUGGCUCACCUUGCUGCGGGUGAGCUGAGUGACGAUUCUGAUGCUCUCUUCCUCAAGUUUUUUCAUCAGGCUCUGAAGUGUAUCUUCAAGGAAACAUUCUUCACACGACUCAGUGUUUCUCCUGCGUUAUGUGCACAUGAGCCAACGGAUUCUCCUUGGGACAAUCUAUUCCAAACAGAAGACUGCCUGGGCAUUCAUACAGAUGCAAUUUCUGAUUUACUGAACAUCAAGCUGAAAGACCCAAAAUCUCUUGCAGAUUUUGAAGAGGAAGAUAGAGAAAUCAAAAAGGACAACAGAGCUUCAACCCAGUCAAAAGACCAGCAAAGUGAAACGAUGAAUGGACAUCAGAGUCAAAUAGAGAAAAACAAUGAAGCCUGCUUUGAAUCAAGAUCUGAACUGGAUCUGCGAGAUGUGCAAGAGAAGAUAGAUUAUCUAACUGUGGAGCUUUCAGCACUCCUUGACCUGGAACAGAAGGUGCAGGACAGGGCAAUCUCUCAAAGAAAAACAUUCCUGUUUAAAGAAAUUGAAGAACUGGAAACAGAAUUAGAUAGAAAGGAAAAUUGAGCUCUUCACUCAUGUACAGUAUAAGCAGUGUCAUUACUCCGAGUAAGAAUACAUACGCUGAAAAAAGGAAAAUUCAGGGCGGUGGUCAAAGUCAAAUUCAUUAUCAAAGUACAUUUAUGACACCAUAUACUACCUUGAGAUUUUCUUGAUGGCACUUAAAGGAAAAAUGAAAAGCUGUACAUAUAUAGAGACUGACAAACAAUGUGGAAAAGAAGACAAAUUCUGCAAAAUAUACUGUGUAACUGUGUGUGUGUGUGUGUGUGUGUGUGUGUGUGUGUGUGAGAGAGAGAGAGAGAGACAGAGACAGAGAGUGUGUAAGCAU